ACCACGCCCCCUCUACAGCUAACCGAACGGAGAUUGUUUUCCUCUGUCGGGGGAGAUUUUCACUUUACAGCUCACAGCUUGAAUUGUUUAUUUUAUAAAUCACACGUCUCUGAUAAGUUGAUUUUCGCACACCCUUCGCUUCGGUGUCUUUUCCGGCUAGAGUUUUUGUGGCCAUCCUUACACAUAACGGAUUAUCAUAGCAGCAUCAACGAACUUCAGCUUGCUAUUAAGGAGAGGGGUCUCUCAGCUCUCACGAGUAUGAGUUCAUAAUGAAGAGGCGACUGGAGGAUCAGGAAACGGUUUUUGCGUCCCAGCAGAGGCGCCUUGCUGGCAACGCUGAGGCUUUCCAGCAUCGUGUCCUGGCCCCUGCUCCAGCCCCAGCUGUGUAUGAGGCUGUGUCUGAAAACAUGCAGCCCACAGCAGGCGUCCAGUACUCCGUCCCCCAAGGAUACCAGGUUCCCACCGUGGCUCAGAACAGUGGAGGGCAUGGACACACUCCGAGCCCAGCUGUCCACAGCAGUUCCCACCACCACAGUCCUGCAGUCCAAUCGCAUGGACCUUCAGUGAUGUCAGGACAUGGCCAUACAGCUGCUCCUCCAGCCUCUGUGCAGGGUCAGCAGCAGUUCCAGAGGCUCAAGGUGGAAGAUGCUUUGUCUUACUUGGACCAAGUGAAACUGCAGUUUGGCAACCAGCCUCAGGUCUACAAUGACUUUCUGGACAUAAUGAAAGAGUUCAAGUCGCAAAGUAUUGAUACCCCGGGGGUCAUCAGCAGAGUGUCCCAGCUCUUCAAAGGUCACCCUGACCUCAUCAUGGGGUUCAACACCUUCCUGCCUCCUGGCUACAAGAUUGAAGUCCAGACCAAUGACCUGGUUAAUGUGACCACGCCUGGUCAGAUCCACCACAUCACCCCGCAUGGUAUUUCAGUCCAGAACAUCCCCAUAACAGGAGCAGCUACCCAACAUCCACCCCAGCUCCCCUCUGCUGCAACCACCAGCGCUCCCCCACUCCUAACCCAGCCGACACCUGCCAAGAUGAGCAAGCCUCUUCAGCCCCAGGCAAUGACACCAACCAGUCAGAGCAAUCCGUCCAUCCCUGCGUACCCAUCUCCUCGCUCCCCACCCAUGCAGCUCCACCCACCUCUCAGCGGGACACCCACCGGCCCACCCAUGCAGAACAACCAGCCCGUAGAGUUCAACCACGCCAUCAACUACGUCAACAAAAUCAAGAACCGCUUCCAGGGCCAACCUGACAUCUACAAAGCCUUCCUGGAGAUCCUCCACACGUACCAGAAAGAGCAGCGUAAUGCCAAGGAGGCGGGUGGGAACUACACUCCAGCUCUGACGGAGCAGGAGGUGUACGCUCAGGUGGCCAGGCUCUUCAAAAACCAAGAGGAUCUGCUCUCAGAGUUUGGACAGUUCCUCCCUGACGCAAACAGCUCAGUGCUCUUAAAUAAGACCACAGCGGAGAAAGCGGAGUCUGUACGAAACGACCAUGGUGGUACCGCCAAAAAACUGCAGCUCAACAACAAGCAGAGGCCUAAUCAGAAUGGCUGCCAGAUCCGUCGGCAUCCAGCUCCGGGGACCACACCCCCCGUCAAGAAGAAGCCCAAGUUACUGAAUUUGAAGGAUUCCUCAGUGGCAGAGGCCAGUAAACAUGGCGUUGGAACAGAGUCGCUGUUCUUUGAGAAGGUGCGUAAAGCCUUGCGAAGUGCAGAAGCCUAUGACAACUUCCUGCGUUGUCUGGUCAUCUUUAAUCAGGAGGUGAUCUCCAGGGCUGAACUGGUGCAGCUGGUGCUGCCCUUUUUAGGAAAAUUCCCAGAGCUGUUCAAUUGGUUUAAGAACUUCCUGGGAUAUCGGGAAAUGUCCCACAUCGAAACGUACCCUAAGGAACGGGCCACUGAAGGCAUCGCCAUGGAGAUAGAUUAUGCUUCCUGUAAAAGAUUGGGCUCCAGUUACAGAGCCCUCCCCAAAAGUUACCAGCAGCCCAAGUGCACCGGCAGAACUCCACUAUGUAAAGAGGUCUUAAACGACACCUGGGUGUCCUUCCCGUCCUGGUCUGAAGACUCCACGUUCGUCAGCUCCAAGAAAACUCAGUACGAGGAGCAUAUCUACAGAUGUGAGGAUGAACGCUUUGAGCUGGAUGUGGUGUUGGAGACAAACCUAGCUACCAUUAGAGUCCUGGAGACAGUACAGCGAAAAUUGUCCCGCAUGUCCGCAGAGGAGCAGGCUAAGUUCCGCUUGGAUAACACACUGGGAGGAUCCUCUGAAGUCGUGCAUCGCAAGGCCAUCCAGAGGAUAUAUGGGGACAAGGCACCAGACAUCAUCGAUGGCCUGAAGAAAAACCCUGCGGUCUCUGUUCCUAUUGUGUUGAAGAGGUUAAAGACCAAGGAGGAAGAGUGGCGGGAAGCCCAACGAGGCUUUAACAAGAUCUGGAGAGAACAGAACGAGAAGUAUUACCUCAAGUCACUAGACCAUCAAGGCAUCAACUUCAAACAGAAUGACACCAAAGUGCUUCGAUCCAAGUCCCUGCUGAAUGAAAUCGAGAGCAUAUACGAUGAACGCCAAGAGCAAGCGUCUGAGGAGAACGCCUCGCCACCUACAGGUCCACAUCUGACCCUGGCCUACGAGGACAGUCAGAUCCUGGAGGAUGCAGCAGCGCUCAUUAUCCACCACGUCAAAAGACAGACCAGCAUACAGAAGGAGGACAAAUACAAAAUCAAACAGAUCAUUUACCACUUUAUCCCAGACAUGCUGUUUGCUCAGCGUGGUGAGCUCUCUGAUGUAGAGGAGGAGGAAGAAGAAGAGGAGAUGGAGCUAGAAGAAGGUGCUUCCAAAAAGCACAACGGUGUCCCCGGCAGCGGGAGCCCUUCCAAGUCGAAGCUGCUGUUCAGCAACACAGCGGCGCAGAAGCUGCGAGGCUGUGACGAUGCUUAUAAUCUCUUCUACGUCAACAACAACUGGUAUAUCUUUCUGCGUUUGCACCAGACAUUAUGCACACGUCUGCUUCGGCUGUACAGCCAGGCAGAACGCCAGAUCGAAGAGGAGGUCCGAGAGCGAGACUGGGAGAGGGAAGUCCUGGGACUGAAGAAGGAGAAAAAUGACAAUCCAGCCAUCCAGCUGAGAUUGAAGGAGCCCAUGGACAUAGAGGUUGAAGAUUACUACUCCGCCUUCCUGGAGAUGGUGAGGAAUUUGCUGGACGGAAACAUGGAGGCUUCUCAGUAUGAAGAUUCACUGAGGGAAAUGUUCACCAUUCACGCCUACAUCGCUUUUACAAUGGACAAACUCAUCCAGAGCAUCGUCCGGCAGCUCCAGCACAUAGUAAGUGAUGAAAUCUGCGUCCAGGUGACAGACCUGUAUCUGGCAGAAAGCGCUAAUGGGGCUAGCGGAGGAACCGUGUCCACCCAGUCCUCCAGGAGCUCUGUGGAGGCCAUCUACCAGAGAAAAGCUGAGCAUCUCAUGUCUGACGAGAACUGUUUCAAGGUGAUGUUUCUGAGGAACAGAGGCCAGGUGCAGCUCACAGUGGAGCUGCUCGACACAGAAGAGGAAAACUCAGACGAGCCCAUGGAGGCUGAGCGGUGGUCUGAUUAUGUUGGACGUUACUUGAACCCAGAUUCCACCACUCCUGAGCUGAGAGAGCACCUCGCUCGGAAGCCCGUUUUUCUGCCCAGGAAUCUGAGGCGGAUCAGGAAGUAUCAGAAGGGCAGGGAGCAGUUGGACAAAGAGGCCUGUGAAGGUGGAAAGAAGUCCCUGGAGAAAGAGAAAAUGGAAUGCAUGUUCAAGCUCAACUCUUACAAGAUGGUCUACGUUUUUAAGUCUGAGGACUACAUGUACAGACGCACUGCCCUGUUACGAGCACACCAGUCACAUGAGCGGGUGAGCACACGGCUGCACAAACGCUUCCAGGCCUGGGUGGAGGCAUGGGUCAAGGAGCACGUCACCCGCGACAUGAGCGCCGAGACUAACAAGUGGCUGAUGGGCGAAGGGCGAGACGGCUUUUUACCGUGCACCACCAGCCGCCAACCUGAGGUCCUCCACUUCAUGAACAUCAACAAAUACCGCGUCAAAUACAACACAUCCACCAAGGCUCCGUAGCCGAGCUGGAGGCGGGAACAGAAACAGGACAGAGACUCAUUUCUGUUUUCAAAGUCAUACAGGUCAGGAGUAGACAUAGGGACAAGGGCGCGUUCAUGUGUUUUUAAGGCCGACAUGGGAGCACAAUUAAGCUAGCUACCGUGUAUGUUGCACCCGGGGCGGCAGGAUUACCGAUUUUUACCAGCGUUUUUAGCUGGGCCCAUUUUUUCACAGGGCCUUUGGUGCCAAAACUUAGGAAUGGUCAUGUCCCAGUCACGGAGCUGAGCUCACACCAGCACUCAGAGCCACUUCUCAAAAAAACCUCCCUGAGCCUGUAAGGCAGCGCUCAGGGACAUGAACAUUGAGCCUGUGAGAGAAAGAGUGGUGCUUUUUGUACUUAAUCACAUCUGAAGCCAUCAGAGUAAAAAAACUGAUCGAAAUCAAUCACAGGGAUUUCUCUAUGAUAGUGUUAUUUUACAGUAUCCAUGGAAACAAUGUGGUGGACAAGUGCACUUAUUCAGGAAGAGGAAAAUGUUUUAUUAGAAAGUUUUGGAGGGAGCUCGACAAAGUCUGGCACUCGAUAGAUCUGGUUCAGACAUUCCUGCGUUAAGGCCAAAUCACAAAUAUGUAUCUAUCACAAAAUGGAAAAAGAGUUCCUUUUCCAAAACACAUGGCAGCAUUAUUAGAAACUGUGCCUGAGCCCCAGACAGUUUUGUCAGGUUAAGAUCAAAAAGCACUGUCGCAUCUUAUUAGAAAAAAGAAAAACAAAACAAAAAAUAGCCUCACAACACUGUUUGGUCUCAGCCUGUAAAUUGUAUAGCUCGUGAAUGUCAGAUACUGACAUGUAUUCCAGUUUAAGUGUUGUGUAUAUAUAUACAUAUAUAUAUUAUAUAUAGUUCUAUUAACACACAUGAUCCUCGCCGCCCUGGUAGUCAACCUUUUUUAAAUGUUGCUGGCAAACGCCCUCUGCCAAUACACCAGCUUUUACACAUGUGCACACACAUACACACACACACUCACACACACACUCAUCUCAUUCUGGGAGGACUGUCCACAUGCCGUUCACCUUGUAAAUACACUGUAAAUAGUCUCAGACUUUUUAUGACAGAUCUGUGUUGUUGUGCUAGUAAUACUUUCCAAGCUUACUGUGGACUUUAGUGAUAAAUGGCUAAAGUUAGUAUGUAUAUGAAAAAGACAAAUGCAAGACCAUUUAUUACAGUUUUUACCAAAGGGAGUUGAUUAUAAAAAAAAUAGCUGUUUUCCCCCUUUGUGUGUUCCUUUAUGUCUUUUCUUUUUAAUUUCUGUAGUAAAAACGUGGAGAAGUAGAAAUGUAUCCAGGUCUUUCAGUUUUUAUAUAAGAAAAAUAACACUUUUUUUUUCUUUUGAAUGUGACAUUUGGUUUAGUAAAAAAAAGAAAAAGGAAAAAAAAAAAAAUCACUGCCCCCCUUUUGAAACCCAGCACUGUCCGUGGUGCUGGUAGGACUCGUUUCAAUGUUCGGUAAAAAGACUCCACAACGGUCUCACCUUGUGAUGCACGCUCCACUCCCUGGAUAGAUUUCUGCUGCAAACAUCAACCACACCAUAUUUUUGAUAAUGGAAGAAGUCACACAAGCAUGUCUUUAGUCCCUUUAUUUAGACAUUAUUUAAAGUAAUAAUAAAAUGACAUUUGUAGCCUACGUA
This is a messenger RNA of Sphaeramia orbicularis (orbiculate cardinalfish), 5750 nucleotides long. RefSeq names its product SIN3 transcription regulator family member Aa (gene sin3aa). Bases 270 to 4091 code for a protein of 1273 amino acids. Lineage: Eukaryota; Metazoa; Chordata; Actinopteri; Kurtiformes; Apogonidae. The transcript is spliced from 21 exons. Gene Ontology annotation, molecular function: transcription corepressor activity. The record is from RefSeq and is a predicted model, not a curated record. Gene Ontology annotation, cellular component: chromatin; Sin3-type complex. Gene Ontology annotation, biological process: negative regulation of transcription by RNA polymerase II.